Molecule: messenger RNA, 3261 nt
Organism: Acanthosepion pharaonis
Lineage: Eukaryota; Metazoa; Mollusca; Cephalopoda; Sepiida; Sepiidae
Source: the annotation of a GenBank genome assembly
AUGUCCUUAUUUCUUUCGAGUCUGAUUUUUUUGUUUCCUUUUUUCUUGUUUAUUCAUCUUUCUUUUUCCCCUUUUUUGUUCUUUCUCCGUUUUUUUUUUUUUUUCUUGAUACGGUUUAUUUCUUUUUCCUUUUUUCUCGCUUUUUUCUUUCUUCUAUCUUUUGUUACGCCAUCUUUCUUUUUCUACUUGUUAGGACUUUCUUUUUGCUCUCUCAUUUUUCUUGUUACAUUUUAUCGUCUUGUUAGGGUUUUCUUUUUGUUCUUUUUUUUUGUUACGUCUUCUUUCUUUCUGUCAUUUCAUUUUCUUCAUGAUAGGUCUUUUUUUUUUCUUUUGCUUUUCUUCUUUUUCUUAGUGCUUCUUCCUUUCUUUAUUCGUGUUCUUAUUCUUUAUUCUUAUUCCUUAUUCCUUAUGUAUUCUUUAUUCUUUAUUCCUAAUUCUUUAUUCUUAUUCUUUAUUCGUGUUCUUAUGUCUUUGUUUUUCAUUCUUUUAUUCUCUUUUUCUUCUGUUUUCUUUCUUUCACUUUUGCAUCGUUCUUUUCUUAUUAUUUUUAGUCUUCUUUGCUUGCUACGUCAUCUUUCUUUCUUUUUUUUUCUUCUUCUUUCUAACGUCUUCUUUCAUUCUUUUUUUUUGUUUCUUUCUUUGGACCGCUCUCCUUUUUUCUUGUUAUAUUUUCUUACAUUUUUCUUUUUCUUUGAGCUUUUGUUCUUUAUUUUGUUACGUCGUUUUUCUUUGUUUUCCUUCAAGCUAGAGGUCUUUCUUUUUGGCUCUUUCAUUCUUCUUCUUGUUACGAUUAUUUUCUUUUUUUUUGUUUUUAGUUUUCUUUCACUUUUUCUCCCCCCCUUUUUUUUUACUUAUAACGUCGUAUUUUAUUCAAUUUGUUUUUUUUAUUUCUUCCUCUCUCUUCUUUUUUUAUUCCAGUUUCGAUUUCAUUCUUUUUCUUUUCUUUUUCUUCUGCUAGCUCUUUCUUCAUGCUUAUCUUUGUAUUCUUAUCACGUAUGUUUUCUUUCUACGACAUCUUUAUUUCUUCAUUUCAUUUCUUUUGUUGUUUUGUUUGCUUCUUUUUUUAUUUUUUAUUCACUAUUCAUUUCUACUGUUCCAUUGUUCAUAAAUCAUUUCCUUCUUUCUUUCUUUCUUUCUUUCUUUCCCUUUCAUAUCUACUGUCUCAUUUUCCUUAAUCCUUUUUUCUUUCUUUAUUCGCCUAUCAUCUCAACUGUUUUUCUUUCUUUUUUCCUUUUCUUUCUUUUUUCCUUUUCUUUCUUUCUUUCUUUCUCUUUCAUAUUUACUGUCUCAAUUUACCGUAAUCUUUUCUUCUUUCUUUCUUUCUUUCUUUCUUUCUCUUUCAUAUUUACUGUCUCAAUUUACCUUAAUGUUUUCUUCUUUCUUUCUUUCUUUCUCUUUCAUAUUUACUUGUCUUUUUCCUUAAUCUUUUCUUCUUUCUUUCUUUCUUUCUUUCUUUCUUUCUUUCUUAUCAACUGUCCCAAUAUUCCCUAUUCCUUUCUUUCUUUUUUUCUCCUUGUAUAUUUUGUUUUACUUUUCUUUCUUGUACUAUCUUUUUCUAAUAUACUUGUCGAGCUGAAAAUUCAACAAUUCUUCUUCCUUGUCACACCUUUUUUUUUUUUUUUUUUUUAUUCUUUCUUUCUUUUUGCUUUCUUAAUUCUUUUUACUUAUUCUUUUUGUAACCAAUUUUUCUUUGUUUUUACGAUUUUUUUAUUUCUUCUAAUCUUGCUGCAUUGUCUUGUUCUUUUUCCUUCUUUCUCGUUUUCUUUCUUCCGUUUUUUUUUUCUAAUUUCUUUUUUUUUUCUUCCCAUUUUGCAAUUUUUUUAUUUCCUCUUGCAUGUACCUUUUUCGUAUUUUUUCCCGCUUUACGCUACACCUUCUUUUCUUUCUUGUUACGGUUUUUCUUUUCUUUCUUGCUACGGUGUCUUUCUUCUAUAUUUCUUUCUCCCCUUUUCAUAUCUACUCCCUCUAUUUUCCUUAUUCUUUCCUUUCUUUUUUUCUCUUUCAUAUCUACUGUCUCUAUUUCCCUUAAUCCUUUCUUUUUUUCUUUCUUUUUAUUCACUUUUUAUCUCUACUUUACUAAUUUUCAUAAAUCAUUUCCUUCUUUCUUUCUUUCUUUCUUUCUUUCUUUCUUUAUUCCCUUAUUAUUUCAACGGUGUCAAUUUUUUUAUUCUCUUUUCAAAUCUGCUGUCUCAAUUUUCCUUAAUCCUUUCUUUCUUUCUUUCUUUCUUUCUUUCUUUCUUUCUUUCUUUUUCAUCUUUACUGUGUCGGUUUUCUUUCUUUCUUUCAUUCUUUCUUUCUUUCAUUCUUUCUUUCUUUCCUUUUCAUUUCUACAGUCAUUUUUCUUCCUUUUUUCUUUUUUCUCGUUCUCUUUCUUCCAUUUUUCUAAUUUCAUCUUUUUCUCAUUUUUCAUUUUUCUUUUGGCAAUUUCUUUAUUUCCUCUUGCCUGUUACUUUUUCUUAUUUUUUCCCUUAUUACGCUGCACCUUGCUUUCUUCUCCUUCCAUAUCUACUCUCUCUAUCUUCCCAGUCCGUUCUUUCUUUCUUUUUCUUUCUUUCUUUUUUUCCUUUCUUUCUUUUUCAUAUCUACCGUCUCUAUUUUCAUAAAUUCUUUCUUUCUUACUUUCUUUCUCUUUCAUAUCUACCGUCUCUAUUUUCCUUAAUCCUUUCUUUUUUAUUCACUUUUAAUCUCUACUUUUCCAGUGUUCGUAAAUCAUUUCUUUCCUUCCUACUUUCUUUCUUUCAUUCUUUAUUCCCCUACCAUUGUCAAUUUUUUAUUCGCUUUUCAUCUUUACUCUCUCAAUUUUCUUUAAUCCUUUCUUUCUUUCUUUUUCAUCUUUACUGUGUCGGAUUUCUUUCUUUCUUUAUUCCCAUUUCAUCUCUACUGAGUCGGUUUUGUUUCAUUUUCUUUCUUUCUUCUCCUUUCAACUAUACUACCUCAAUUUUCAUAAAUUCUUUCUUUCUUUCUUUCUUUCUUUCUUUCUUUCUUUCUUUCUUUCUUUCUUUCUUUCUUUCUUUCUUUCUCAUAUCUACUGUCUCGAUUUACCUUAAUCCUUUAUACCAUUCGGUUUAUUUCAUAUUCUUUCUAACCACUUUUCUCUUUUAUUCAUCGUAUUCUUCUCGUUGCCAUUUCUUUAACGUGUUAAUAUUUCCUCGUUUCCCCUCCCGACUUUUUUUAAAAACAUAUUUUUCCAAACUUAUCUCGCUACAUGUUUAUUCUUUUAUUCAUAUCCAUUCAUUUUAUAAUCCCCGCUCCUUUUUCUAA